Messenger RNA from Pistacia vera, 2674 nucleotides. RefSeq lists its product as uncharacterized. The record is from RefSeq and is a predicted model, not a curated record. Lineage: Eukaryota; Viridiplantae; Streptophyta; Magnoliopsida; Sapindales; Anacardiaceae.
AUUCCAAUUGUCUACCUGAGUGAUUUGGUGGGAAAAUAGGAAAUGAAUUCGUUGUAAAUUUAAGAAAAACAGUAGGAGGAUUUUAUUUGGAAUAUUUUUAUUUUUCAAAAGAAAGCUUGUUGCUUUACUUGGUGCAUUUUAAUUUUAAAGCAAGGAAGCAAAGUAUUUCAUCCACUUACUUCCAUAGUUCCUUUCAAUCCAAUCGUCAUUAAGUAACUGCUGCAUCGGACAGAUUCCUUAUCAGUUUCAUUGCCUCUUCAACUGUUCUUUCAACCGUCUUUCCUUCCGUCCACAAACCCAAUAUCAUUAUUUUUUCUUUUAUUUUUACCUUUUUCUAAUAUUUUCAUUUAAAAUAUUUAAACUUCAACGUUCAGAAAGUACUCCAAACCAUACAAGCAACAACCUUUGCUUUUGUUUUUUUUCAGUUUUUUCGUCGUCAUUUCUUUAGCCCAGUAACAGUGAAUUAUUUUUACUGAUUGGGUUUUUGUUUUUGGAUUGUGUAUCUGGCUUGGAAGGGUCCAGAGUGGAGUCUUUUAUUGAUUUGCGUGGAGUCUGAGAUAGGUUUACUGUGUGAAGUUUUGUAGAGAUCUAACGAGUUAAGAAAUCAAUGGAGCCACCCAGAGGUUUUUUGGCUUCUUUAUGGAACUUUAUUUGCUUUCUUCCUUACUUCUUCGGGUUGCUUCUUCUGGGUGUCAUUAAAGGAAUUAUUUUCUUCCCAUUUAUAUGCCUUAUCAUGACAAUCGGAAACUCAGCAAUUAUAUUGGGACUUUUGUCAGUACAUGUUUUCUGGACUUACUAUUCCAUUUUGAGAGCUAAACAAAUAGGGCCAGUUCUGAAGCUUGUAAUCUGCAUAUGCAUGCCAGUUUUCUUGAUUUUAUGGCCAGUGGUUGGCAUUUUGGAACUUGGAAGUAUCUUAGUGGGAGCACUGUAUGGCUUUCUUACGCCAAUAUUUGCCACUUUUGAUGCUGUUGGUGAAGGGAAAGAAAAUGAUUUGUUCCACUGUUUUUGUGAUGGAACUUGGAGCACUGUAAAAGGCAGCUUCACUGUGGUCAGAGAUUUUCUUGAUGUUUGCUUCCAUUCAUACUUUUCAGUUAUGGAUGACCUGCAGCAGAAAAGAGCAGAUGGAAAAUAUUAUGAGAUAAGAUUGCUUGAUAUUCCAGGUGCAAUCGUAGCUGGGGUGCUUGGUGUACUGGUUGAUUUUCCAGUGAUCUCAGCCAUUGCCAUAUGCAAAAGCCCCUAUAUGCUCUUUAAGGGGUGGCAUCGAUUAUUUCAUGACCUUGUAGGUCGAGAAGGUCCCUUUUUAGAGACUAUAUGUGUACCAUUUGCCGGUCUUGCCAUUCUACUCUGGCCAUUGGCUGUUGUUGGGGCAGUUUUGGGCUCCAUUCUGUCUACCAUCUUCCUUGGUGCUUAUGCUGGGGUGGUUGUUUAUCAGGAGUCCUCUUUUUGGUUCGGUCUCUGCUAUGUUGUUGCUUCCUUUUCCAUUUAUGACGAGUACAGCAAUGACGUACUUGGCAUGUCUGAGGGAUCCUGCUUUCCUAGGCCCCUGUAUCGAAAGAAGACAGAGAAGACAGAGCUGUCACAGACCACUUCUCGCACAACUUCUUUCUCAAAGUCUGACUCUUUGAAAAAUCCUCCGUCUCGCUCUGGUUCAUUCAAGCCUCUGACUGAAUUUAAGCCAUUUGAGCUUCUUGAGGGCUUACUGAAGGAGUGUAAACGCCAUGGGGAAAUCAUGGUUCUUGAAGGACUAAUAACUGAUAAAGACAUUGAAGAAGCCAAAUCUAGUAGUGGUAGUAGAGUGGUUAGCAUUGGCCUGCCAGCCUAUUGCCUUUUUAAGGCACUUGUGCGCUCUGCAAAAGCCAAUUCAUCUGGAAUAUUGUUAGCCGACAAUAUUGGUGAGAUAAAUAGCACAAACAAACCAAAAGAUGCCUUCUUUGAUUGGUUUCUUAACCCCUUUUUGAUAAUGAAGGAUCAGAUUAGAGCAGAAAACCUUACGGAGGAAGAAGAGGACUACCUAGGCAAAUCAAUUCUAUUGUGUGGUGAUCUUGUGAGGUUGAAAAACACAAAUAGUUGCUCACCACCUGAAUCUGAGCGUAAACGAGCUGAACUUGAUGCUUUCGCUAGAAGGCUGCUAGGACUCACCAAAUCUAUCUCAAGAUAUCCAACUUACCGGCGUCAUUUUGAGAAUCUCAUAGAGACCCUAUCAGAAGAUCUUGCGAAGAAGAAUGGUGACAGUAAAUUAACUGAUGAACCUCAGAAAAUACAAAGAUCCAAGAGUGCAUUUGCCCGAAUCCAGAAAUCAUUUAAAAGGAUAACAAGCAACACCGGAUCUGAUCAAGAGUCAGCAACAAUUGUUAGGGAUAUUGACAUUGUAUGAUGAGGAUGCUAGUGUAAGGUCAAUGGCGUUUCUCAUCCUUAUAUUCUCGUUGCUGGGCACAUAAGGAGAAUAAUGCAUUUCUAGAAUGAUUAUGUUUGUUUGUCGUCUUCUUAUAGUAGCUUGCACUAGGGGAGAAGAACACAAAUGCAUGAGAUGAAUGAAAUAUAGCAAGUUCCUCCCACUGUCAAAAAUGCUUAUUGUAUGUACAGCUUCUGGCAUUAGAUAUCACCGCAACUGUGUAAAACUGUAAAUUUAACCUUUUUUUUGAGCCAUAUAUACCAACAUGAAUUGACAAAUAAA